UCACUGCCUUACCUGGAAUACGGACCUGAACAAUGUAGAAUAUCGGGCUGGUAAUAUCAGAUGAAUGCGGGCGGAGCCGGGGGUGAAAGAUGUAUCAUACAUCUCUCCAUCAACUGAUCAACGCGCACAGUGUUGUAUCUUGGCCCCCAAGAUAUCAGCAGCCCCCUCCUGAAAGGAAGUACUUUUGCAGCACUGAAGGUCAUGCCGUCCAGAAUCCAACCGCAUUGACUGAGGACGAGUUGCCUGUUGGGCAGGUGAGAGAAUGAGUACUAUGUAGUUCGCCGAGAGGCAACGCUUAUAUCCACGGCCAUAGGACUCUGAAAGCACCGCAUCCCGUCCGAUCUGCGCAGUU
Laetiporus sulphureus 93-53 is the source of this 352-nucleotide messenger RNA. RefSeq lists its product as uncharacterized. The coding region runs from base 90 to 266 and encodes 58 amino acids. The record is from RefSeq and is a predicted model, not a curated record. NCBI's taxonomy places the organism in Eukaryota, Fungi, Basidiomycota, Agaricomycetes, Polyporales, Laetiporaceae. The transcript has a single exon.